UUGACGGAGCUCACCUGGGAUAGAGCUCAAUUCACUGGGGCAGAAUUCACUUGAGAUAGAGCUCCAUUGAAGGAGCUCAUGUGGGUCAGAGCUCACCUGGAAUAGAACUCAAUUGACGGUUCACCUGGGAGAGAGUUCACAUACAGAGCACACCUGAGAUAGAGCUCAAUUGAAGGAGCUUACCUGGGUCAGAACUCAAUUGACGGAGCUCACCUGGGGCAGAGCUCACCUGAGGUAGAGCUCAAUUGAUGGAACUCACCUGGAAUAGAGCUCAAUUUAUAGCUCACUUGAGAUAGAGCUCAAUUGAAGGAGCUCACCUGGGGCAGAGCUCACCUGAGAUAGAGGUCAAUUGAUGGAGCUCACCUAGGAUAGAGCUCCAUUGACAGCUUACCUGGGAUAGAGCUCCAUUGACAGCUUACCUGGGGCAGAGCUCUAUUGACAGAGCUCACCUGGGCUAGAACCUGACAGCUCACCUGGGAGAGAGUUCACCUGAGAUAGAGCUCAAUUGAAGGAGCUUACCUGGGGCAGAGCUGACCUGAGAUACUCAAUUGAUAGCUCACCUAGGAUAGAGCUCAAUUGACAGAACUCACCUGGGAUAGGUGAGCUCAAUUGACAGCUUACCUGGACAGAUCUCGCAGACAGAGCUCACCUGGAACAGAGCUCACCUGAGAGAGCUCUCAAUUGAUAGCUUACCUGGGCUACAGCUCAAUUGACAGACUUAUUAUGAGACGAAGCUCAGUUGAUGAAGCUUACCUGUGAUAGGACUGACCUGGGACAGAGAUCAAUUGACAGCUUACCUGGGACAGAGCUCACCUGAGACAGAGCUCAAUUGACAGGUUACCUGGGACAGCUCACCUAAGACAGAGCUCAAUUGAUAUCUUACCUGGGCUACAACUCAGUUGACAGAGCAUACCUGUGAUGGGACUCACCUGGGACAGAGCUCAAUUGACAGCUUACCUGGAAGUCGUGUGAGACACACCUAGGCCAGGUAAGCCUUAAGGAAAUGGACCUGCCAGGCUCUUGGCGCUACGGCCUGCUGUUGGGCGCCUACCUGCUGUACCUGUUGCUGGGGGCGGCCGUUUUCUCGGCCCUGGAGGCCCCCCCAGAGAGAGCCCUCCUAGCCCACCUGCAGCAAGCGCACCUCCACCUGUUGGAUCAGCACCAGGACUGCCUAUCAGAGGAGCAGCUGGCCCCACUGCUGGAGAGGCUCCUGGAGGCCGGCGGGUACGGCGUCUCCGGCCUGGGCAACGUCUCCGGAGACCCCAACUGGGAGUUCACCUCUGCACUGUUCUUUGCCGCCAGCGUCCUCACCACCACAGGUUACGGCCACACAGUGCCCCUCUCCGCGUGGGGCAAGAUAUUCUGCAUCCUCUACUCCUUGGUGGGCAUCCCCUUGACCCUCCUCUUCCUGGCCCUUCUGCUCCAUCAUUUGCUGCCCGUCGUGAGUGACCGGCCCGUGCAAUACAUCCACCGCCGAUGGGGUUUACCCUUGGCCCACGUGGCAUUGGCCCACGCCAUGGCCCUGGGGCUGCUGACCGUGGGGCUCUUCGUCCUCGUCCCGGCCAUCUGCUUCUGGGCGUUAGAGGGUGGAUGGACCUUCUUGGAGUCGGUGUAUUUCUGCUUCAUCUCGCUCAGCACCAUCGGCUUAGGGGACUACAUGCCGCAAGGGAGCGCUCAAUGGCCGUUGCAUGAACUCUAUGAGCUCAGCAUCACCGUUUACCUACUGGUAGGCUUGCUGGCCGUGCUGGUGGCUCUGGAGACGGCGCACCGGCUGCAGGAAGUCCGGGCAUUUGUCCGGUUCUUCGCAACCGCCUCCGGUUCCUGUAUCCCGGAAGACGACGACCGCCUCGAAAUCAUGAGCCGGGACCAACUGGCCUUGAGUACUGUGUCUGGAAGCACGUGACUCGAAUUUCCGUCAAAUCCUUCCCUAUCACGGUCUUUUAUGGGGCUGAGAGUGUGUCACCUAUUGGGUUUCAUGGCCAAGUGGAGAUCCGAAUUCGGGUAUCCAGAGUCAUAACCCAACUUUCAGGUUCCUAUAUCUUGCUAACUUCAAUGCAGAUCAUAUCCUCGUCUUUUUGGCAAUACGUCGAUGGUUAUUUGUUUUUCUGAGCAAGCGUUCUUAAUAAAUGAUCCCUGUGUUUGCUUUUGGGGAGUGUUGUGUUGACAUUU
Molecule: messenger RNA, 2169 nt
Organism: Anolis sagrei ordinatus
Lineage: Eukaryota; Metazoa; Chordata; Lepidosauria; Squamata; Anolidae
Gene: KCNK7
Product: potassium two pore domain channel subfamily K member 7
Biological process (GO): potassium ion transmembrane transport; stabilization of membrane potential
Cellular component (GO): plasma membrane
Molecular function (GO): outward rectifier potassium channel activity; potassium ion leak channel activity
Source: RefSeq, a predicted model, not a curated record